Molecule: messenger RNA, 804 nt
Organism: Molossus molossus (Pallas's mastiff bat)
Lineage: Eukaryota; Metazoa; Chordata; Mammalia; Chiroptera; Molossidae
Product: AN1-type zinc finger protein 1-like
Biological process (GO): cytoplasmic stress granule disassembly
Cellular component (GO): cytoplasmic stress granule; cytoplasm
Molecular function (GO): zinc ion binding
Source: RefSeq, a predicted model, not a curated record
AUGGCGGAGCUGGACCUCGGGCAGCACUGCCAGGUGGAGCACUGCCGGCAGCGAGAUUUUCUUCCAUUUGUAUGUGAUGGUUGUUCAGGAAUAUUUUGCCUUGAGCACAGACGCAGAGAGUGGCACGGCUGUCCUGAGGUGACUGUAGUCAAGGAGAGGCUGCAGUCAGAGACACAUGUGUAUGCACGCUCGUUGGAGGACUGCGCCGAGAGAGGGCCCACGCGAGUCAUCCGCCCUGCCUGCCAGAGGACCUCCUGCCUGAGACACCCUCAUCAGUCAGAGCGCGGGUGUGAAAAACUGGAGACCGCUCAGCCUCGAAUGGCCGCCACUCGGAAGCUUGUUCAGGACAUCAUUGGUUCCAAGACCGGGCAGACGGCGAGAAAGUGAUGGAAAGGUGCCCAGAGUAGUGCGAAGGCGGCCAAGGUGGCCCUGAUGAAGUUGAAGCUGCAAGCCCACGGGGACCCGUCCUUGCCGCAGACAGAAAGAAUUUACCUGCAGGUUUUCCUACCCAAGGGGAGCAAAGAGAAGAGCAAACCAAUGUUCUUCUGCUCCCAAUGGAGCAUUGGGAAGGUCACUGACUUUGCAGCUUCUUUAGCCAGUCUCAGAAAUGACAACAACAGAUUCACAGCCAAGAAAUUAAGGUUAUAUCACAUGACUUCAGGAGAAGCAUUACCCUUGGAUCAUUCGUUGGAAGCCUGGAUUGCUAAAGAGGAUUGUCCUUUAUAUAAUGGUGGAAAUGUUAUCUUGGAAUAUCUUAAUGAGGAAGAACAAUUUUUUAAAAAUGUCCAUUCUUACUUGGAAUAG